ACAGGAGCGGUGACAAUAGUUUUAGCAUAUGACUUCCAAAAGCAAGUUCCUGGUUCAUUUAGAGAAGGCUGAACAGAAGUAGCAUGGCUCCUGUCUUUCGUUUGCUGUGCUUGACUGCAGUAUUCAUAUCCCCUUCAUUUGGAACAGGAACUUUUCGUUUUGCAUCCUACUAUAAUGAUCACAUGGUGCUACAGAUGAAACCAGCUAGAGCUGUAUUAUGGGGAUACUGUGAACAUGGAGCCAAUAUCACAGUAAAUGUUGUAAAGGAUGAUAAAACCUUCUAUAAAAAAGAAACAUUGUGCAAAGGUACUGGAAUCUGGAAAGUUCUUCUAGAUCCUGAAGGUCCUGGUGGCCCUUUCCAAGUCACUGCACAGCAGAACUCCACGAGUGGACAGCCAGAGACUGCAGUUUUGAAAGAUGUUUUGUUUGGAGAUGUCUGGAUUUGCAGUGGGCAAAGUAAUAUGGAAAUGACUGUUGCACAGAUAAUUAAUGCAAGUGAAGAACUCGCAAAGGCUGCUUCAUAUCAACAUGUUAGGAUAUUUGUAGCUGGUCUUGCAAUGGCAGACAAGGAACUUACUGACCUUUCCAAGAUAGAUUUGCAAUGGUCUGUACCCACAGCUGAAAACCUGGGGCAUGGAGAAUUUACCUACUUUUCUGCUGUCUGCUGGUUAUUUGGUCGUUAUUUGUAUGACAAGAUGCAAUAUCCAGUUGGACUAAUACAGUCUUGUUGGGGAGGGACCCCAAUUGAGUCAUGGAUUUCUAAUCGUGUAGUGCAGCGCUGUGGAGUUCCAGAUAACAUAAAAAGUUUUGAAAUUCAUAUGGACUUUUCUAAGAAAUCACCUUUCCAAUUUUUUGAUAUGUAUGGACCUGAUAAAACUACAGUACUGUGGAAUGCAAUGAUUCAUCCUUUUCUAAACAUGACGAUUAAAGGAGCUAUUUGGUACCAAGGUGAAGCAAAUACAGAAAGAAAUACAGAUCUCUAUAACUGCACUUUUCCUGCUAUGAUUAAAGACUGGCGCAAAUCAUUUCAUCAUGGAUCUAGUGGCCAAACAAGUAUGCAUUUUCCUUUUGGAUUUGUGCAGCUGUCUACAUACAAAAAAAAUUCAACAGAUGACUCCUACCCAAGAAUAAGGUGGCACCAAACAGCUGAUGAGGGAUUUGUUCCAAAUCGCAAAAUGAUUAAUACUUUUAUGGCAGUUGCGCUAGACCUUUGUGAUGAAAAUUCUCCUUAUGGAAGCAUUCACCCACGAUACAAACAGGAUGUUGCGCACAGACUGCUUCUGGGAGCUAGAGCUGUGGCAUAUCGUGAGAAAGGCGUUGUGUACCAAGGGCCGUUUCCCACAAAUGUUGGAGUUGUUCAAAGCCAGCUGAUCAAUAUCACUUACUCACAGGAGCUUUUUGUGAAUGAACUAAGUCAGAAUAUUUUUGAGGUAUGCUGUUCUUCUGAGAAGGGUCACUGUGAUAAAGACUCUUCAAAAUGGGUACCAGCUGCUAUGAUCUCUGCAUCCUCAAACAUUGUUUCUGUGUCUGCAAGUGGAUGCAGCAGUAUGUACAUCGCAGGACUUCGGUAUGCAUGGAGAGACUGGCCAUGUGAACUCAAAAAGUGUCCACUGUACAAUAAGGAGAACAUACUUCCUGCACCUCCAUUCAGGUUUAUUUAAAGCAUCAUCAUCCACUCCAGAAAAAGAAAAAAAAACCCUGAAUCAGUGGAUAUAUGCUGCAUUAAUUUGCAAGGGCUUUUGUACCAAAGUUUACUUGAUUAAACCUACUUAGGGAUCUUAUUUUUACAAGUUUCUGCUAAAACCAUUAUACACUGUUAAAUGUCUACUGUUUUUUACUCUAUAGUCUAAGCUUCUGAAUUUUGUAAAAAAAUAUGGGUUUUAAGUAAUGUUCCUUCACAAUGAUGUUUCUUUGGGGUUAUAAGAGAUGUGCGUAAGACAACUUUUUAUGUCCUUUUAUAGACAGAAAUAUAGCUAGCUAUUGUAGUGCCUGGUGCCAUCCCCUGACCUGGACCCCCUCCCCUAAAAAUGAUCUCUGCUCCCCCAGAAUAAAGAGAAAAAAGAACAAAAUUUGUAGUGAGCAGUUGCUAUAAUUUAUGCCACACAUGAAAUGCUAAGCACUUCAGUUCCUACAAUUCUUAAAAAAAGCUUUUUUUCAUUUUAGUGUAACUGCUUGCUACAUUUGUGGCAGUUACUGGCAACAGUUUAUGCUACACACACAGCAUUAAAGCUUUUUAGUUCUAAGAAAAGAAAAAACUCUUUUUCCCCUUUAAACUGUAGCCAGCUGCUUCAUACAUUUGUAGCAGACAGCUGCUGUAGAUUUUGCUUCACACAUCAAAGCUAAGCAACUCAGUUCUGACCACAAAUGCAAUACUGGCAUUAAAUGCACUGAAGACUGUCACUCUGUGCCUGGGGUGGCACCCCCCCCUUCGCCCCACCCUAGCUACACUACUGUUUAAAGGUUUUGUCUCAUGAAGCUCAGCUUUACAAUUCCUGAUACCAUGAGGUAGAUUGUGCAAAAGCAAAGUGCCAUAUACCCACAGAUGUAAUGGUUUUAAGAUUUUUUUUUUUUGGAUGGCCUUUGUCCUAACUCUACUCAUUGCCAGGAGAGACACCCCCCCCAACAUAAAGUCACUUCUAAGGUUGCUACAUGUUGUGAGAAAGUUAAAAUGAGUAUUUUUACAGAGUUAGCAGCUCACACAAUCAGUUGGAAUUAACUGGUAAUUACAGUAAUGGUCUUGAUGGAACCAUACAAUUUCUAUCUACCUCGUUUUCAGAUGCUUUGUUAAUGAUUGUGAUUUUGGGUUUGUUUUCUAGUCUCCAGUAUUCAUUUUUCUUUUGACCAGCAGUGGUAAAAGACUCUGAGUUAGAUGCACUUAUAUAUAUAUAUAUAUAUAUAUAUAUAUAUAUUUUUUUUUUCAUCAUCUGUAAAGCCAAGCACUGAGAUAUGAUGUGUAUCAUUACUUAUGUAUUCUAGAAAAUGGACUCAAAUGAUUUUUGUGUGCAAUUUGCUAUAAUGUAAUGCACUGUAAUUCAAUUAUAAAUAAAAAGAACUGAGAAAAUG
Protopterus annectens (West African lungfish) is the source of this 3063-nucleotide messenger RNA. It is a transcript of the gene SIAE, whose product is annotated as sialic acid acetylesterase. Gene Ontology annotation, biological process: carbohydrate metabolic process. NCBI's taxonomy places the organism in Eukaryota, Metazoa, Chordata, Ceratodontiformes, Protopteridae. Bases 84 to 1661 code for a protein of 525 amino acids. The transcript has 10 exons. The record is from RefSeq and is a predicted model, not a curated record. Gene Ontology annotation, molecular function: sialate O-acetylesterase activity.